Messenger RNA from Stylonychia lemnae, 3804 nucleotides. NCBI's taxonomy places the organism in Eukaryota, Ciliophora, Spirotrichea, Sporadotrichida, Oxytrichidae. The record is from the annotation of a GenBank genome assembly.
AUGAUGUUGCUAUCGAAAGAGAGACUUUAAAAAUUAGAAGUACUUUGGGAAGACUAUCCAGAUGGAUUAGAGUUACCUUUAUUCACUUAAUUGAUGCUAGACUCUAUAGAGUGCUCUGAGGAAGAGAAAUAUGAAUUAGUUCAUGGCGCCUUAAAGCUGUUCUCAGAUAUUGAUAUCAACGGUGAUGCACAUAUGGAAUGGUCUGAGUUCAUGCAGUACAUUAUUGAUGCAGUUUUAGAGAACUCUAUAUCUAACAGUAAUGAUGACAAAAAAAUGAGUGUAAUGGAGCUAAUAUAGCAAAUGAAAGCUAACCGUUUCCUAAGAUUCUACAUGGCAUACAACCCAAUUGAUAAAUCAAACCAUACAAACUAUAUCAUUAAUGCAGCAUAUUCGAAGAAAGCUAAUUUAAUCAUGUCAUUUGAGAAACACUCUAAAGAGGUAAAGUUUCACACUCCUGAUCUCCGAUUCAAAGAAAAAUUCCAAGUUCCUUUAAGAGUUGAAGGAUUUAUUUUAGGAAUUGAUUAUUCAGAUUCAUAGCUAGUAUUUGGUUGCACUGCAUCAGACAGUCAAUUGCAUUUUUACAUUCAGACUUCAAAGGGAAUUAGGUUUAUGAAGAGCAUUGUAACACCUGGAAUUUAAAGUAGAAUAUGGCAUAUGCCCAACCAUAAAUGCUGGAUAACUGCUGGAAGAGAUUUAAAGUUAAGGCAAUGGGAUCCAUUCAAGACAGAAAGCUUAAUUACAACAUUUAAUGAGGAUCUUAAACUCCAUAAUUAAGAGAUAAUGGAUGUUUGUGAGAUUGACAAUCCUUUUAGUAUCGCUACUUGCUCUUUGGAUAAAAAGAUUGUCAUAUAUAAUCUAAUUGAAAGGGAGCCAAUUAGAAUACUUAAAGGGGAUCACAUUAAAGGAGUAAAAAGGCUUUCUUAUAAUGGGCAUUUUGGAGGGCAUUUAGUCUCAGUUGGUCAUGAGAUUUAUGCAAAUGUUUGGGGGCCUGAGUCUUUAAUUAGCGAUAUUUUGAUAGGAAAACUCAAAGGCCACACUAAGCCAAUUAUUGACACUAAAUUUAUCAGUAUCACUCCAUUUAAUGUAACUAUUGACGAGAAGAACAAUAUAAGGAUUUGGGAUAUAAGAACUCUUUAAUGUUUACAGCUUGUCAAAGGAAAAGUAUAAACAGCAGCCUAAGGAAUUUGCUCGAUUUAGAAUAAUGUCUUCUGGAUAUAUGGGAAAAGAUUUAUUCAAUUUGAUACUUACUCUGUUGAAGAAGGAGGAGAGGAGCAAAAGGACAAUCAAUCUGAAAAUUAUCCAAUUUGGGCUGAAUUUAAUACUUAUUAUAUGUCCAUCAACGUAGUUAACAAGUAAGAUUUAUAAGUCUCAAUUCUUCUAGGCAUGAAGUAAAAUUAUAUGAUAGCAGCACUGGGUGGAAUUAAAGUUUAUAAUGUGGGAAACGGAGUUGAAUUGAAAGAUUGCACUCAUGAUGGGGAUGACAAUGAUGGACCUAGUAAAAAUGGGGAUUAAGAUGAUGAUAAUCUUACUAAUUCUUCGUACAGUAGCAUUAAAGAAGACAGCUUUAAUAAUAGCAAAGCUGAAGAUGCUAUUGAUUAAAGCCAUAAAGAAAUCACAGGAUUAUAAUUGAUAUGGGAAGAGAAUUAUAUUAUGAUGAUAUGCUCUGACCAUAAGUACAUUUAUGUUUAUGAUGAAGAAGAUACUGAGUCGUCUGAGUAAUUGAGGAAAAUAACAGGAGCUCACAGAGAAGAAAUUACCAUCAUUAAAUAUGAUGAUCAUUUAUCUCUUCUUGCAAGUGGCUCGAUAGAUGGAGAAAUUGCUGUUUGGGACUUUGAAAUGAGCAAGCUAUUGGGAAUGUGUAUAGGCCACACUGGAGAUAUAACAGGAAUUGAAUUUGUUACUCCCUAUCCUAUCAUGGUUACUUCCUCAUUAGAUUGUACAGUAUGUAUAUGGGGAGUAAGGCCUUGCAAUAUAGCCUAUAGGUAUAUUUCUCUUUACAGAUUUGAAAACAUUUCCUUCAACUACAAUAAAGACUCUAAAAUAGCAGUUUCAAAAAUUCUGAUAAUCAAAGAUAAAAUGAAAGGUAUAUAAAGACAUAAGCGGUUGAAUGAUGGGUAUUUAGUUGCAAGCAAGUAUGGUUCUUUUAAUGUAAAUGUACUAUUCAAGAAGAUUGAAGACAAAGUUCAAAAUGAUUUGUUCAAUGCUUCUGAAUAAAAUACACUGCCCAAGAAAUCUGUACUAAGUAGGUUUCUAGCAGCCAGAUUAAACAAAAAAAGUCCUCCUGUGGAAAAUGAUUAUGAAAGGAAACUUGAUUAAGUUUUUGAAAGAUGCUAUAUGUAUGUUGCAGACGAAGCAGGGUUUAUCAAAGUUUGGGAUUUAACAAACAUCAUUAAAAAGAUUGGCUUUUCACCUGCUGAUAAUUAUCCAUAGAAAAAAGUUUCAUUUAAUCCAAAAAGAAAAGAGACAAUAGAUUGCACUAUAUUUGCUUCCUCAAUGAGAAACGACGCUAAGAAGCAGAAGCUUCCUGAUAUUCUAAAUCCUGAGAAAGUUGGCAUCUUCAUAAGGGAAGUCAAGGCUCAUAGAGAAUGCAUUGUCAGUAUGAAUCCUAUUUAAGUCAGUAAUGGAGGAGGACUAAUAACUUGCUCAACUGAUAGAAGGGUAAGAGUGUGGUCUUCUUUUCUUGACCUUUGGGGAACCAUAGAUCAAAGACAAGAAAAGAUUGAUAAAAGAUGGUGUUUUCCCCAAGAUUUCAAGAGAAAAUAAAAAGAGUCAGAGAUAGACCAAGUAAAAGGUUUGUUAAAUGAGGUUGAACUUGAAGCUGAUAAAAAUCUCAUCUUUAAAGAAGAUGAUAAAAAUAAUGAGUAAAAAAACGAAGAAAAAUCUUAAAAAUUUUGGUUGAUGACACGAAAAUAGAAAUACUAAGAGUAAAUACAGACUUAGAAAACGGAAAGAAAGGAAUUUGAUGUUAGAAUGUAGUUUAUUGAGCAUAGAUUAUAGAACCAGAAGCCUUAUCAUGGGUAUCAUGGUUAUGCCAAAGAACUUGAGAGAAUUUUGGAUGCCAAGCAGCAACGAGUCCAUUCAGAAAAUAAGAGAAUUCACUAAACUAUGCCUGUAGGUGAUCAAUCAAACGAUAUUCAAGCUAUUGCUUAAAAAAGAUCUAUGCUUAGAAUCUAGGAUCAUAAAUCAAAGAAAAAUCUUCUCGGCGAUUACUAAAGUGCUGUACCCUAGGCCUUAAAUAAUUAAAAAAGCCAAAAUAUGGCCUCAAGAAAUGUUAUGAGUCGAAUAGGCAAUAUCAAAUGCUCUUAGAAAAGUAUGAUGGGCGAUACUAAUGAAAAAGAAAAAAAUUACUAGGUUGACGAAAACAAAUACUUUGAACAUCAAAUUCAGCCAGGAAUAAGACUUCCACCUAUGAAUGUUACCCCAAAGCACAGAAAUUAUUCUUUCGAACAAAAGCCUUAAGCAAACAAAAAGAUCAAGCAUUAAUUCAUUAAUGAGUCUUCAAGAAAUACAUUAAAUGCUUCGUUAUUAGAGCAAAGUUUGGACAAGAGAAGAUAGAGCCAAUUAAAGAAUUAAACAUAAGCAUAUUCUAAAGGUUAGUUUAUUACUAGCAGUGAUUAAGAGGAUGCCAUUCAAAUAAAAACAGAUUACAUAAUUGAUGAUAUUAAUGAUUACUAAGGUAGAAAGUAAAAAUAUUUUGGAGAUUAAAGUGCUAUAAAGUUACUAGUUAAAGAAGAAAAUUUAAAAAUUUAACAUUAGAGAAGAGAACUAAAGAAAUCACUAAAGUUACCGAAAUACCCAAAAUGA